CCCGGUUGCCAUUGCGUGUUUGAGUCACGUGCUGGGGGGAAGCGGGAAGGCGUCGUUCUUCUUUCCUAGUCCUCCCCCCCCAUCCGCCAUGUUUUCAGGCCCGGUCAGCCUUACUCUUUCCCCGUAAGGAAAUGGCCGGGGCGCUUCAGGGAACCCAGGCGCCGUUGCCUCGGCGGAGCCCGGGCUGACGAGGCAGGGCAGCGGGGUAAACCGGAGCAGUUCUGCGCGGGGUGGGGAGGCCAUGGCGUCCGGCAGUAACUGGCUGUCCGGCGUGAAUGUCGUGCUGGUGAUGGCCUACGGGAGCCUGGUGUUUGUACUGCUAUUUAUUUUUGUGAAGAGGCAAAUCAUGCGCUUUGCAAUGAAAUCCCGAAGGGGACCUCAUGUCCCUGUGGGACACAAUGCCCCCAAGGACUUAAAAGAGGAGAUUGAUAUCCGACUAUCCAGGGUUCAGGAUAUCAAAUAUGAACCUCAGCUCCUUGCCGAUGAUGAUGCAAGACUGCUACAGCUGGAAACCCAGGGAAAUCAAAAUUGCUACAACUAUCUAUAUAGGAUGAAAGCUCUGGAUGCCAUCCGUGCCUCUGAGAUCCCAUUUCAUGCUGAAGGCCGACAUCCCCGUUCUUUAAUGGGCAAGAAUUUCCGCUCCUACCUGCUAGAUCUUCGAAACACUAGUACUCCUUUUAAGGGUGUGCGCAAGGCCCUCAUUGAUACCCUGCUGGAUGGCUAUGAGACAGCCCGCUAUGGGACAGGGGUCUUUGGCCAGAGUGAGUACCUGCGCUAUCAGGAGGCCUUGAGUGAGCUGGCCACAGUGGUCAAAGCGCGAAGUGGGAGCUCUCAGCGACAACACCAGUCAGCAGCCAAAGACCUAACCCAGUCUCCUGAAGUCUCCCCAACAACCAUCCAGAGGUUUCAAAGGGCCCUGGGACUUAAGAAGAUGGUGGACAGGUGGCGAAAUUCACACACUCACUGUCUGUGGCAGAUGACAUUAAGCCAGAGGAGAAACCCAUAUGCCAUCUUAAGGAUGCAGGACACUAUGGUACAGGAGUUGGCACUGGCCAACAAGCAAUUACUGAUGGUCCGUCAAGCUGCCCUGCACCAGCUGUUUGAAAAGGAGCAUCAUCAGUACCAGCAGGAACUAAAUCAGAUGGGCAAAGCCUUUUACGUGGAGAGACUCUAAUGGCAUUCGAAACAUUGUCCUUCCAUUCUCACCAUACCUGCUAACCUAGAUUUCUUGAGCCCCACCACCUCCAGCAUCCUUCCCCAAAAUCACCUGGAUCUAGUUAUCUGCCCAGGGCUUAAGAUAGUGCUCCCACUCUCACCUCUCAUGCCCCUGUCAAGCCCCUGGUGCGAUCUGGGAAACAACCUGUGAAACAAUGGUAAAAACAAGAGUGACGCCUUGUGGCCAGAAUGAGAUAUGCAGUGUUGAUGUAAGUCGGCGCGGAGGGGAGGUGGAUAGAUGGACAAACUGAGCAGAGAAUCCUGAUUUGGUUUAAAAAAUAAAGCUAGCUCUUAAAGGUUCAAA
Molecule: messenger RNA, 1519 nt
Organism: Hippopotamus amphibius kiboko
Lineage: Eukaryota; Metazoa; Chordata; Mammalia; Artiodactyla; Hippopotamidae
Gene: LTAP1
Product: chromosome 1 C1orf43 homolog
Exons: 10
Coding region: 242-1174 (310 amino acids)
Biological process (GO): phagocytosis
Source: RefSeq, a predicted model, not a curated record